UGGAGCGGGCACUCUUAACAUAUUAUACAGUUUUACAUGUAUUUUUCCAGUGACACAUCGUGUGUUGUUUAUUCGGAAGUAGAAAACAGGUGAAGCUGUGGUAGCUUUAGCACAGGGGAAGAAGAAGAAGCAGCCCACACCAUAACAACAACGUGGUUUUAUAGAAGCUACUGCUGCUUGCUGACUUUAUUUACAAUGAAGCAACAGCCCGAAAACCAGCAGCAGCCCUCUCUCUAUUUAGAAGUUUGCUGUCAAAACGAGGAGCCGCGCCUUCCCCUGCACACCUCCAUCGUCCUGUUCCUCCUUUCUUACUGCGAGUGCAAGUUUUUUAAAGUUUACCUGGUCUUCAAGAAACCCAGCAGCUCUGAGUCUCUGAGAAGUCAGCUGCCAGAGCAUCUGGACUCCUCUGAUGUUCAGUCAGAGGCUCUGCCUCAGCUGGUGAGGGACUGUCGCCUCCCUGCUGUUUUGGAUGAGACUGGGCAGCUCUGCAGGGCAGGACUGGCAGUGGUCCUUAGACAUAUUAUCAACAAAACCAUCGAGGCUGACCCCUCCAGAAAUGAUGUACUGGCUCUGCUGGGUUUCAAGAAGACUUGUCUGAAAGCCUGCGCUGAGGUGAGCCGGUGGACUAGAUUGUGUGAAAUUGAAAUCCCCUCUGCUGUUGAAGAACAUCUCCAGAAUCCCGCAAAUGAUGAUCAGCGGGUGCCCCUCUCCAUUCUCACUCUUGAGCGAAGGCUCGCAGAGCCUGUCAGAGUCCACAACGAUGACAAAAUACGAAGGCGGAAACUCCAGGAGCAGAGACGUGAAGAGUCUGCUGAAAGCCAAGAGAACCUGGACUCCGAGUCCGGUCUUGGACAGUCGUCUCAGGCCUGUGAUGGACUUGAGCUUAGAGCAGCUUUGGCCAAACUGUCUGUGGAUUCAGUACCAGCUUUAACCACCAGAGAGAACUCUGAGAUUAGGAAAGUGAAGACAGCAGAUUUGCCUCCGUUGGAGCAUGUGUUUGCUGAGGGACUGUACUUCACUCUGACUGAUGUGGUGCUGCUCCCGUGCAUCUAUCAGUAUCUGUGUUCCCUCCAAGCCCGCGCUGUCGCCACUCUACAUCAUCUCCCCCACCUACUGCGCUGGUACGGCCGUGUCCAGGAGGUACCGGGGGUGCUUCGGGCAGCCAAGGCUUGUGGGCUACUUCUGUCCAUACCCCAGGCUCCCACGUCUGGACUCCCAAUUCUCUCAGCAGAGGACAACCCAACCAGUCUACCGGUGGAAGAGGAAGAAGGCCGGGAGAUGGCCCCAGAGGUUCCUUUUGUCGGCGGCCCAAGGCCCACAAUGACUAAACUCAAAGAAAAUGGCAUCGAGGCAGUCUUCACUCCUCAUCCUUGCCCUUCCUGGACCCUCCCAUGGGAAAGCUUACCAGGAGCGAUCAACCCUACUGAAGGGAAAAUGUCAAAUAUCCGUGCAGUCAGGAAGAUGCAACAGCUGAAUAACUUGGUUGCCAUGGUUACAGAGCUCGCCAGGCCAGGAUACACCAUCGUGGAUUUCUGCAGCGGAACGGGCCACGUAGGGAUUGUUCUUGCUCACACACUUCCAGACUGCCAGGUCAUCCUCAUAGAGAACAAAGAAGAGUCCUUGGUCAGGGCUCAGAGUCGCAGUGCUGAGCUCGGUCUGAAAAAUAUUGGCUUCAUUCAGGCCAAUCUGGAUUACUUCACUGGACCUUUUCACAUCGGGGUCGCCCUUCAUGCAUGUGGCGUUGCAACAGAUAUGGUAAUGGAGCAUUGCAUCCAGGCCGGAGCCGCCUUUGUUAUUAGUCCUUGCUGCUACGGCUUCAUCCAGAAUGCUGUGAAGUUCAGCUUCCCCAAGAGCAAAAGGUUCCAAGAGACUCUGACAUCUAAGGAACACAUGAUCCUCUGUCGCUUCGCAGACCAGACGGCUGUCCAGCUUCCGCCAGACAGGAGACUCAUUGGUAAACAGUGUAUGGCCUUGGUAGACUUGGAUCGGUCAUGGGCAGCAGAGACUCAUGGGUAUUCGGUUCGAGUAAUGACUAUGGAGCCUGAAAGCUGCUCACCAAAGAACAACAUGCUGGUGGGAAGGCCGCUGCAGAAGAGUGGACUGGAAGUCACCGCUGGCCGACUGGAAGAGGCAGUGCAUAAUUAGCGCUCGAUUCUCUGGUGUACAGCAGAGCGUCUUUAGCAUUGUAAGGGUUUGAUAAACUAUCCGGCUUCUGGCUGUAUCACGAGUGUUUUUUCAACCACCCUCAACAACUUACUUUAUGUUUUUACAAGCUCAGCCUUAACUGCAGAAAAUACAUGUUUAUUAUUUCUGUACUGUCAAAGGUCAUCUGUUAAAGUUUCUUUCAGGCUAAACGUUAAAGCAACCAUGCCCUUAACCCCCCCCCC
Pelmatolapia mariae (spotted tilapia) is the source of this 2387-nucleotide messenger RNA. It is a transcript of the gene gstcd, whose product is annotated as glutathione S-transferase, C-terminal domain containing. The coding region runs from base 196 to 2145 and encodes 649 amino acids. The record is from RefSeq and is a predicted model, not a curated record. The transcript is spliced from 12 exons. Gene Ontology annotation, cellular component: cytoplasm. Lineage: Eukaryota; Metazoa; Chordata; Actinopteri; Cichliformes; Cichlidae.